GCCGGCCAUGGCGGAGCCGCUGUGCAGCGCGGGGGCGGCCGGCGCCGUGUACCGCUCCCGCGACCCCGUGCGCAACCUGCGCCUCCGGGUCCGCAUCCAGCGGGUCACGUCGGCCGGGCCCGUCCUGCCGCAGGCCCCGCCGCUGCUCGCCGGCCCGCGCGGCCCCGAGCUCCUGGGCCUGGCCGACCGCGCCGCGACCGGUGGCGGGGGCAGCGCUGUUGGAGUGACCAGGCCCUCUCCUGCAGGUGCCUGGCGUCCCCCAGACGAUGAAGAGGAGGCCGAGGUGGGGUGGCAGGAGAAGCUCUUCAGCCAGUUUGAGGUGGAUCUGUACCAAAAUGAGUCAGCCUGCCAGACUCCCCUGGACCGGCAGUACCGCGAGGAGAUCCUGAGACUGGAGAAGGCUGGAGGUCGGAAGAACUAUCGCAUCUUCACCUAUACUGAUCAUGACCGAUUCACCAACCUAGAGGAGUAUUGCCAGAAGGUAACUGACUCAGAUCAUGAGGUGCUGUCGUAUCUGGCGGAAAGGAUGGCCAAUGUGAGGAGGAGAAGACAAGACCGUAGGCCAGUAGAAGCAACUUCUCUGAAGUCAAAAAUCAUCACCUGGGAACCAUCAGAAGAAUUUAUAAAGAACAAUCAUGUGAUUAACACUCCUGUCCAGACCAUGUACAUCAUGGGGGACUUGGGACCUUAUGGGAAGCUUGGACACAGGGAGUAUGAACAUGUUCUUUGCACAAUCAAGGUGGACGGCAAUGGGGUGAUCACAGUGAAGCCUGACUUUACUGGCAGCAAAGGAGCCUACCGGAUCGAGCUGGAUGGAGAGAAGCGAGAGGUAUGGAAAUACACCAUUGAGAAUGCAUCUGUCCAAGUGCAGCCAGAGGAGGAGGAACGCGAGCAGUGUGUGUUCAGAGACCUGUACAGUCGGCACAAGGAAUACCUCAGUGGUCUCGUAGGCUCAGAAUUUGAGAUGACUCUUCCUGGCACGCUGCGGCUUUUUGUGAAUGGAGAAAUAAUUUCAGCUCAAGGCUAUGAGUAUGACAACCUCUAUGUUCACUUCUUCCUGGAGCUGCCUAACCAGUGGUCGAGCCCUGCAUUCCAGCAGCUAUCAGGAGUGACACAGACCUGUGCCACCAAGACAGUGGGCUGGGAUAACGUGGCAUACUUCUGCUACCCCUUCACUUUGGAGAUGUUUUUCACCCAAGGAGAUGAAUCGGAAGUCAGUCUCCCACAGUGGCCUGUCCUUUACUUUGAGGUCCUGUCCCUGGAUUUCUGGCAGAGGUAUCGUGUUGAAGGAUAUGGUUCUUUGGUGCUGCCAGCAUCUCCAGGUCUCCACAUGCUCACCAUCCCCACCUGGCGCCCUGUGGAGCUGGGGACCGUCGCUGAGCUGAGGAGAUUUUUCAUUGGUGGAUCUCCUGAGCUGGAGGACAUAACCUACGUCAGGACACCAUCAACCUUCAAGGGAGAGCGCCUGAGCCGUUUUGGUUUUCGCACAGAGACAACAGGGAGCGUCACCUUCCGGCUUUACUGCCUGCAGCAGUCUAAAGCCUUUCUGGAAACCAGUGCCCUGAGGCAGCGCAUGCAGAGUGUACUGGACCGGCUUGGAAGCUUCAGUCAGCAGAGCUCCGUCUACAAUGUUUUGGAGGCUUUCCAGAGAGCACGGCGCCGGAUGCAGGAAGCGCGCGAGAGCCUUCCUCAAGACCUCAUCAACACCUCUGCUGCCACUGUGCACCAGUCACAGGAAUCAUGAUUCCACCUCCGCUGCCUGGGAGCGCUCAGCAUCUUCUCUCGGACACAAGCUCCCAUUGUUCAAGAGGAGUCAUGGUGCUGGUGCCUGGAGGCUUUUGAAGCCCUUCCUUUUUUGUUUUCCCUGGGUGGCAGAAGGAGUCUGUAACACAUUCAGACCCAGAAUCUUUGCAUUUCCACAGGUACCUGUGGAAGGACCCCCAUUUUUUCAAGGCAUUUUGUUACCAGGCCCUAACAAUACAGCCAAUUGUUCACGUUUCUGCCAAGUGGACUAAAAUACUGACAUGGGACAUGUGAACCCUUGAACAGCUUUUCAGGAAUUGAACAGUAAAUUAUUAGAAAUAUUUCACGUCUACAUGACUUGGUAAAUUUCGUUUUCUUCUUAAAGAAGAGGGUGAUGUUGAAGGACAAGGCAUGAAUGCUGUUUGACAUUUAAUGAAAUGAGUAGAUAACUUCUUGAAGUGCUGAUAAUUGGUGUCAGCAUUUGUAGCUAUAGGUCAGUCAACAGUAAAACACAUCUAUCCAUCUGUGCCUUAAGAUUGAUUCAUUCCUAGAGGGAGAGCUUUUUGCCACCUGUGAUACAUGAAAUCGAAGCAUGGGAAUGACGUUUGACAGAUUGAGAACUGGAGAAAAGGGUUUCGCUCCGUAUUUCCUUUUAUGUGCCCUAACGUUUCUGGCUCUGCAGUGAUGAGCAGGAGUGUUCUUUGUUCAAGAACACAACUAAAAACACGCAUUCCCCUUAGUUCAUAGCAGAACUUUGGCUGGGGCUGGACAGUUUGCAGACGACGAGAGCAGAUUAUAACGUUUGCACAGCAGCUGAACUUUGAACUGUUCAAGCUGCUCAGCUGAGCUAUGGUUCAUUGUUCUAUCUCUGCAGGACACUGCAUUGCUUCCUGGGGAAGCAUGUGUGUACCCAGUUUUCACUCAGUUUCUGCUGUUCUUUUUUCAGACUCUCUGUACCCCCAACCCCUUCCCACCCCCCAGCCCCCCUCCCGGUUUUGUUCUUGUCUUGAGUUCACAGGAGCGAGGCUACCAGCAGACUGAUGAUGCUGCAUUGAUUUGUGCAUGAGUGACUUUUCCAUGUGUUCUCCACCUCUGCUUUCAACAUGGGAUAGUAAUAAAAAUCUCAGGCUAAGA
This is a messenger RNA of Phalacrocorax carbo (great cormorant), 2877 nucleotides long. The record is from RefSeq and is a predicted model, not a curated record. Lineage: Eukaryota; Metazoa; Chordata; Aves; Suliformes; Phalacrocoracidae.